Ostertagia ostertagi is the source of this 324-nucleotide messenger RNA. The record is from the annotation of a GenBank genome assembly. NCBI's taxonomy places the organism in Eukaryota, Metazoa, Nematoda, Chromadorea, Rhabditida, Trichostrongylidae.
UCGACAUGUUUCUAUUUGCCGAAUAUUAACUUGAAAGGCGGUACUUAUGAUGAGUUCGAUGCCAGUGAUAUUACUCAAUGUUGUAUACAGUGUGCAAGCCAACCGUGUUGUGCAGGCUAUACCUAUUCUAAGGCGCUGAAGAGGUGCUUUAUGAAGUCAUCGAUCAACUACUCUGAGCAAGAGGACAUGAUGAUCAGUGGCAUUCGAGCGAACGCUAACGGAGCUGCAGGUGUCGGAGCGAAGAUGAAAAAUGUGAAAAUCGAAGGAAGUGGCGGAAGUCGGAUCACGCUCGAAAAUUCGGAUGAAUGUCAGCAGUAUUGUACA